AUGCGGAAGGCCAGUCCAAAGGCGCAGUUCCAGGGCGUCGCUAAUAAAACCAACGGGAACACUGCAUCCACAGAUAGUAUUGAGGCCCACCACUCUGGCGCACGCAACCUCCUCAGCAAAUUCAAUCACGAUCACCACGACCUUCCCACUGCUCAUCUUUACCUCAACAGCAUCCACACACACCACGGCAAUCAUAUCGGCCACGCGCCACAUGUCUGCAGUGUCAUUGGUCCAUUCCUCCCUCACAGCAUCCACCGCCACGCACCACAUCCCAGCACGCCCUUACCCGCACCUUCCGCGGGCCUCUGCAUUGUCUUGGACACCGCUGCGGUGCCCGACGACUCCGCACUCAAUCCUCUCAUUCCGAUGCCGAUUUCAGCCCCGACGCUUUUCACGCUGUCUACGCCAACCACGUGUCCUAUCUCGACAUCCAUGUCUGUCUCUGUGCCAGUAGUGUCCAUUCCAGCCCUGGAGAUAGUCACUGCUCCUCAGGAUAUGCGACCUCGCAUCCCCCCGGCCAACGCCAACGCGCUACACCGUCGACAGGGCGCCGACACCUUGACAACGACGCAGACACACACGGCGGCGGCGCUGGUGCCGAGCCAAGGCAAUUUUGCGCGCAACUUUGCUGUCGCGUCGCCGGAGUGCGAGUUUGUGGACUUGCAUACCAGCUUUGCUUUCCCUCUGCAUCUGAUGGGGUUUGUGUCCGGCGCAACCUCACAAUGA
Molecule: messenger RNA, 726 nt
Organism: Heterobasidion irregulare TC 32-1
Lineage: Eukaryota; Fungi; Basidiomycota; Agaricomycetes; Russulales; Bondarzewiaceae
Exons: 3
Coding region: 1-726 (241 amino acids)
Source: RefSeq, a predicted model, not a curated record